This is a messenger RNA of Peronospora belbahrii, 1098 nucleotides long. The record is from the annotation of a GenBank genome assembly. NCBI's taxonomy places the organism in Eukaryota, Oomycota, Peronosporomycetes, Peronosporales, Peronosporaceae.
AUGGGCUUAUGGGGCAUCAAGACGCUGACGGAUCCGCCCAGUAACUCGAGCGAGCUAUUGUCGAAUCUUGAUACAAAGCUUAUUGUAGCCCUACGCACGUGUCAUGAUUCUAUUCGUGCUUUGGUUCAAUGUGGUCAUUUCAUUUGCUUUUGCAGCACCGCAUCCCGUUUGCUGUUGCCAACUUGCGUGUGGCUGAAGAUCGUGUGGGUGGUAAUAUGGGCGAUGGCUUUGCCCGGUGUCGCCAACAAGAUUGCUAAAAACAAUCCGAGCUCUACGAAGUACCACAACGUCUUCGAAGAUAUGCGUACAAGCAGUCCGGGGGUUUCAUAUGUUGCGUACUUUUUUCCUGCUCCUGUCAUUCUACUGGGACGCUACAGGUUUUCAAGAACGGUGCUCACACUACCGUCGCGGGCGGUCGCGACGUGCAAUUUCAACGCAGAGUCAUCUGGUGCUACGGGUGCCUCACUGAAGCGUAGCAUGACUUCAUCAUUCGGAUCCAUUUGCUUUGGCUCGCUCAUUGUCGCCUUUUUGCAGGCGCUUCGCGCGAUGCGCUUGGCGGAAAAUGGGCCCCAGGAGGGGAGCGCCUUGGCAUGUGUUGCUGAGUGCAUUUUGGGCUGCCUGCAGUCUAUUAUGGAGUACUUUAACCGCUGGGCAUAUGUCUAUGUUGGAAUCUAUGGCUACAGGAUUCACACAGGCUGGCAAAGGCCGUAUUUGAGCUUUUUCAAGCAGCGUGGUUUUGAUGCUAUUAUCAGCGAUGAUCUUAUUGACAACGUGCUUGGCUUUGCAGCGCUUGAAUUGGUACGUGUCAUGACUCAUAUGCGCUGGCGUUGGCGCGCUGAUUGCGGAGACGACCGACACUUUCGCGUUCGAAACAGCACGGCGUUUCUAGCGAUCUUGGGUCUUGUGGUCGGCAUCGGUGUUGCUGUCACACCCCUCGCUGUAAUCCAUUUCAGUUCUGUUGCUACGAUCUUUGUCUGUUUUGCUGGCGGGGAUCCGGCUGCUUUCCAAUAUUCGCAUCCGGAAAUUGUACGCGCCGUUGGUGCAGGAGUGGCUUCUUUACCCAGAGAUUAUGGUACAAGCGGGAUAUUACGCGUGUAG